CGAGUGUUCGACGGCGCGGGACAUCCUUUUAUCACCAGAAUAAAUAAUGUUGAAUUACCAUUCAUUUAUUUUCACUGGUCAGAAGCAGAAUCCUUUUGCGAACGCUGCAUUACGAAGCAGAUUGAAGAGCAAGUUGAACAGAACAAAGACAGUUGAUCAGCAGCAUGGAUACAAUGGAAAUUGAUGACACCAUAUAUGUGGAGAACCAUCUCAUUACUCAAGUGAAUUUUCACAGAAGAAACCGGCUCCUCAGACGCGUCACCGUAUGUCUUGGAAUCCUGUGUGCUGCCCUGCUGUUCAGUAAUAUAGGACAAUUUAUAUUCUAUGAGAGCGACCGCCCUGCAUCCGCAGCUCAAACACAGGCCAGUUACGAUGCUCUGACUCAAGAUAAGGAGACUCUCCAAAAUGAUAAAGACAACCUGACUGCAGCGAGGGACAGACUGCAGAGCAGUUACGAUGCUUUGAGUGAGGAGAAGAGGCGGCUGCAGACCACGCUGAGUGACCUCACAAAGGAAAGAGACGAGCUGCAGCAGAGUUGCAAUUCUUCGAUUACUGAACGAGAUGAGAUGAAGGCCGGUCUGAGCCGCGUGAGAAAGGAGAGGGACCGGUUACAAACAGGCUACAACAACCUGACAGCAGCUGCAGAGCAGUUACAGACCAACUACAGUAACCUGCAAAGAGUGAAGGAUGCAUUAAGCACUCUUAUUACUGCACUCAGAAUAAAAGAAGUUCAGCUGGAAAGUAAUUACACUUCAUUAAAGAGGGAGAAAGAGCAGCUGCAAAUAAGCCACAAUACUCUGAACAGAAGUAUAACUCAAAUUAACACCAGCUAUAAUUCACUGUGGAAAGACAAAGACCAACUUCAAACCAGGUAUAAUACUCUGAGGAAGGAAAAGGAACAGUUACAAACCAGCUGCAGUCGUCUGACUGCAGCUGGAGAAGAGUUGCAAAAGAAAAUCAACAAGAUGACUGCAAAACUGAGAGGCAUGCCCUGUCAGACACACUGGACAAAGUUUGAUGUAAGCUGUUAUUUUGUUUCAACCUUGAAGAAAAACUGGACAGAAAGCAGACGGGCCUGCAUCGCUGAAGGAGCAGAUCUGCUCGUCAUAGACAGCAGCGAGGAGCAGCUAUUUGUCAAUGGAUUACUGGACAAAGGCCAAAGUCAGAACGCCUGGAUUGGCCUCACUGACAGUCUUGCAGAGGGGGUUUGGACGUGGGUGGACGGGACUCCGGUCACCACAGCGUACUGGCUGCCUGGACAGCCCAAUGACUUCAAAAACCAGGACUGUGGAGAAUACGUUUCCUCUGACGUGGGAUCGUGGAAUGACGACGGCUGUUUUGCUGUACAGCAUUGGAUCUGUGAGAAAUAAGAUCAGCAUGGCUUACACUGUUCACAGAAGGUGUGUAGGUUUGGACUUUGGUUUAUUUUCAAAGUUAAACAAUAUUACAUGUUUUUGGCACGUCAGAAGUCUUCAUAAAAACACCAAAAUGUGUAUUGAUGCAUAGAUGAAAAUAGUCCAUCCAUCCAUCCAUUUUCUUCACUUAUCACUUUAAGGGUCGCGUGAGGGCUGGAGCCUAUCCCAGCUGUCAUAGGGCGAGAGGCGGGGUACACCCUGUACAGGUCGCCAGCCUGUCGCAACACAUGAAAAUAGUCUUUCUUUCUGACUUGUUAUAUAUAUAUUCAGUAUUAGACAAGAGGUUUGACUUUGAGGGGAACAGAAGAAGUCAUAGUUGUGAGGGAUAUUAUUGGAUUUGAUCCGUUACAUUUUACUUUCCUGGCAGUCAAAUCUUCCAUCUGUCCAUUUUCUUAUUUCCUUUUCUGACUUGGGUCACUGGGGGCCUACAGGCUAUCCCAGUCGACACUGAGCGAUAGUCAAAGUACACCUUGGCUAACUAACGGUUAACACAAGGAGACACGAAACAAUUCAGACUCACACCUACGGCCAGUUUAAACUCAACAAUUACCCAAAGUUGUAUGUUUUUCCACUGUGGAAGUCUUUAUGAUUUUUUUUUUGAUAAGUAAACCUUGAUAAAUAUUGUUAAUAUAAUUAUCAUUUACUUGAUGAGUGUAAAUAGCUUCCAAACAUUUUUGUUUUAGUUUUCAAUUUGGCAUAGCUGGUGUUGGUUAUGAUGAAUUUUUAUGCAUAUCAAUUUGUAUUAGAUUUGUUCAGCUCUUUUCUUGACUUAUUCUUAAAGACUUACAUAUGCCAGAAAAUGUUGUAUAUUGUUUGUUUGUUUUUUAACUUAAUUUACAUAAAAAUCAUUUUUUAAAAGCAAACAUACAUAAAUAUUGUUGAUCUGUUAAACCUGUUAUUAAGCUUAUUGUUAUAAAUUCCCUGUUUGUAUUAAAACUGAUU
Messenger RNA from Archocentrus centrarchus (flier cichlid), 2357 nucleotides. Its product is annotated as CD209 antigen-like. The record is from RefSeq and is a predicted model, not a curated record. NCBI's taxonomy places the organism in Eukaryota, Metazoa, Chordata, Actinopteri, Cichliformes, Cichlidae. The transcript has 7 exons. The coding region runs from base 165 to 1370 and encodes 401 amino acids.